GUGAAUAUAAACGACUACGAGAAUGACAGCAGAAGUGCUAAUGAAAAACAUUUACACUUUUGCCAACAUUUUAAGCCAGGCAGAAAGUGACAUUGUUGCCAGAUGGAACCCCACUUCUUUACAGAACGCUCUAAAUUGGGCUGAUUACUGUAUUAAGGUGUAUAAUCAGGUAGCAGAUAAACCAUACAGGUGUCAAAUAGAGAAACAAAUGGCUGCAAUGACACUUCACCUACACCCACCUUCCUGCUUACAGCUCUGUGUAGAAGACCUAGGAAAGGCCAGGCUAAUAAUGGAAAAGACAUUGUUGCAAAAUACACAUCUACCAGAGAAAUUAUUUACCAUGAUCCUCAAACAACAGGAAAAGUCAAAUGCAGAUAACUUGACACAAGAUGGAUGUGAGAAAGCAGCCAGGGAAGUGAAUAAUGUGACUAAGCUAUUGCAGGCCUUACAGACAAAUGAAGAAUCAUUAGGACAAAUAAAGCUAACAUCUGAAGCUACAGCCCUCCUCUCUACACUAAUGGGUCUUACAGAAUGUUCAUCUAAACCUCAAAGAUUUGAAACUUAUGUAUGUAAUUUGCUGACAAGAAUAGCAAAAAAAGCAGGCAAAUUUGAUGUAAUUCUGAAGAUGUUAACUGUAUCACCAUGUGACACUACAUACACAGAUAGUCAGCUUCAUUAUCUUCACAGUAUCAUCAUCAGAUGGCUCUCAGUCCCAAGUAAUGACACAUUCCUGGAUUCUUGUAAAGAAGUCAUCCAAGAGGCAUGCAAAUUUCACACAGACUUCUGCCAUACCUAUUUAAAACACAUUUUACAAUGGGCAAAAAACAUGGAACCAAGUUAUGAUGAGGGAGAUUCAAAUCCUUAUUCAUGGAGAUUCAGAAGCAUUGAUCCCCAAAGGAGAGGUGGUGACAGGGGUAGAACAUUGGAAAGUCUUUGUGAACACAUAAUUAACUUGAUAAAUGUUAACAAACAGUGUCAGAUACUGGUGAAGGAGACACUUCAGACUCAAAAAGAAUCCUCACAUUUCAAUGUGUAUAGGGACAUAGUUAAGAAAAUAGGUCACACUGCUGAAUAAUGAAUUUGAGAUUUAAUAUAAUUAAAAUU
This is a messenger RNA of Saccostrea echinata, 1104 nucleotides long. RefSeq lists its product as uncharacterized. Bases 23 to 1075 code for a protein of 350 amino acids. Gene Ontology annotation, cellular component: Fanconi anaemia nuclear complex. Lineage: Eukaryota; Metazoa; Mollusca; Bivalvia; Ostreida; Ostreidae. The transcript is spliced from 7 exons. The record is from RefSeq and is a predicted model, not a curated record. Gene Ontology annotation, biological process: interstrand cross-link repair.